AUGCCACGCAGAAAAGCUAUUGUUAGUCCCAAGUUGAGCGCCAAGAAACGGAAGACAUGGGAUGUAGACCAUACGAAAAGGGCUGUUCAAGCGGUAAGAGAAAAAACUAUGGGUACUCUAAAGGCAGCUAAAACUUAUGGCGUUCCAAGAACUACAGUGCAGCGAUUGGCCAAAAUGGACCAUCUUAGCGUGGAGGAGGCUGUUCAGAUCAAAUUAGGGCGAGGUACAGUUUUGACUCCAGAAUUGGAAGAAUCAUUAGUUCGCUAUAUUCUUGAAAUGGAAGCCAAGUUCUAUGGUUUAACCCGCAAAGACGUUAAACGUAUGGCAUUUUACUUAGCAGAAGAAAACGGCAUAAGGCAUCCUUUUGGGAAUACACAAACAGCAGGAAGGGGCUUUUUAGAUCUAUUUUUGCAAAGACACAAAAUUUUGUCGGUUAGAAAACCUACUGGGACAUCAUUUGCACGUGCCAAAGGGUUCAACAAAGAGAGUGUGGACAACUUCUUUACACUUUUGGAGAAAGCAUAUGAAGACCACAAUUUCCCAGCUAAUCGCGUCUUUAAUGUAGAUGAGACUGGUCUAACUGUUGUGCAAAAUAAAGUGGCUGAAGUGGUUGGUCGUAAGGGCAAAAAACAAAUUGCAUCUUUAACAUCAUUAGAAAGGGGGUCUUUAAUCACUUUGAUUACCUGCAUGAAUGCAGGGGGAGACUUCGUUCCACCGAUGCUCAUAUUUCCUAGAAAAAAUAUGAAUGUGCAAUUAAUGAAAGGCACUCCUCCAGGAUCAAUAUCAACAGUUCACCCAAGUGGAUGGGUUCAGGCCUCAUUAUUCGCCCAGUGGUUCGAACAUUUCAUCAACACGGUAAAACCAACUGCAUCUUCACCUGUUCUUCUAAUUUUAGAUGGACAUUAUAGUCAUACCCGUAAUUUAGAGGUUGUUAUUAUGGCGAGAGAAAAUCAUGUUUGCAUAAUCUCAUUACCCCCUCAUUCAACACAUAAAUUGCAACCUCUUGACAAAACUUUCAUGGGUACAUUAAAAUCUUACUACAGCGAAGAGAUUAGACAAUGGAUUCGUCAUAAUCAUCGUCCCUUAACCCAAUAUGAUAUGGGCGAACUUUUGGGAAGGGCUUAUCUCAAAAGUCAGACUGGAGAAAUCGCCGUAAAAGGAUUCCGCCUUACUGGAAUUUUUCCGAUUAACAGGAAUAUUUUUUCCGAAGUGGACUUUCUUGCAGCCGAAAUAGAAAAAGGAACAGAACACUGUACCGCUGAAAAUGACUUCGAUCAGAGCACACUGGGCACAUCUCAAUCAGAUCUAGAGCCUCCUAGUCUAGACAACGUUCAACCCGGGCCAAGUGGUAAAUUUCAAUCUGAUGUAGAGCUACUCAAUCACGACAGCGUUCAGCCUGGACCAUCUGGGAUCAAAAAAAAAUGGGGUAGGAAAGCAUCACAAGCAGCAGUAAUUACUUCGUCCCCUUACAAAGAUGAAUUAUUGUUGAGCACUGCCAAUAAAAAUAAACAAAAGAUUAAAUCUAUUAAAAAAAAGGUGUUUUCUCAAUCAACCAAAAAGAGAUCGUCCAUAUCUUCGAAGGAGAAUAAAAAGCAGCAAUCUUUAGGAGAAUCUGAAAGUGAUGACGAUGAAACAGAGCUGAUGUUAGCAGAUGAUGACUUAGAUUUGGAUGAUCUGCCUGGACAAAAGGAACCAGAUGAUUUAGAUGCGGAAUGCAUCUUUUGUGAAAGUAAAUUUUCCGAAGACCGCAAAGGAGAACUAUGGGUUCAAUGUUUAAUGUGCAAUAUGUGGUGUCAUGUCGAUUGUGCAGGUGCUGAUAAAGAUGAUUAUGUUUGUGACUUUUGUCGCACUGGAUAA
Molecule: messenger RNA, 1857 nt
Organism: Acanthoscelides obtectus
Lineage: Eukaryota; Metazoa; Arthropoda; Insecta; Coleoptera; Chrysomelidae
Source: the annotation of a GenBank genome assembly